Molecule: messenger RNA, 2424 nt
Organism: Abrus precatorius (Indian licorice)
Lineage: Eukaryota; Viridiplantae; Streptophyta; Magnoliopsida; Fabales; Fabaceae
Exons: 1
Coding region: 49-2319 (756 amino acids)
Molecular function (GO): zinc ion binding
Source: RefSeq, a predicted model, not a curated record
GCAGCUGCUGUUCUGUCCGCAUAUUGUUGUUGUUAUAUAUAGUGAUCUAUGUCUUCAAUGGCUGAUCAUGAUUUGAUUCUUGGCCAAAGUCAUAAUUUAGCCCUUGGCCAUGACCAACAAUUGGUGCUGAGCCAUAAUCAUAGUUUGGGCCUCAGCCAGAACCAUGAUUUGGAAUUGGGACAGGCUGAUGAUCAUCAUUUGGGUUUGGGACAAACCCAUGAUCAUGAACUGGGCUUAGGACAUGCUCAUGACCAUGAAUUGGGUUUAGGACAGAACCACGAUAAUGAAGGAGAUGAUGUUCACACGUAUGGGCAUGAGAAUGAGUUAGCCAUUGAUCAAAAACCUGAACAUGAUGACCAUGAGAUGCCCCUUCCUACACAAAAUCAUGAGUUGGCCAUAUCAGAAAACAAUGAUUUGACUGUUUCUGAAAAUCAGGAACUUGAGGAGAGCAUGGCCCUGACUGUGGUCCAAAACCCGGAAAUGGGUAUGGAUUCUGCUGACGAUAUGGGUGUCCAUGAAUCCCACCAUAUGGUUACUUCCACUCCCCCUGUAAUUCAGGCUCGUACAUUGGCUAUAAAUCCUAAUUAUGAAUUGUCAGUGGGACAAGAAUUCCCUGAUGUAAAGAGUUGCCGGAGGGCAUUGAGGGAUACAGCAAUCGCCCUGCACUUUGAGAUGCAGACUAUAAAAUCUGACAAGACCAGAUUUACUGCUAAAUGUGCAAGUGAAGGAUGUCCCUGGCGCAUUCAUGCAGCAAAGCUCCCUGGGGUUCCAACUUUUACUAUUAGGACAAUCCACGAGAAUCAUUCAUGUGGAGGAAUUUCUCAUCUUGGUCAUCAACAGGCAUCGGUUCAAUGGGUUGCUAGCUCUGUGGAGCAAAGGUUGAGGGAGAACCCUAAUUACAAGCCAAAGGAGAUAUUGGAAGAGAUUCAUAGGGUUCAUGGUAUCACAUUAUCAUACAAGCAAGCAUGGAGAGGUAAGGAACGUAUCAUGGCUGCAAUGCGAGGAUCUUUUGAAGAGGGAUACCGCUUGCUUCCGCAAUACUGUGAACAGUUGAAGCGCACAAACCCAGGUAGUAUUGCAUCUGUUUAUGGAAAUCCAACUGAUAAUUGCUUCCAACGCCUCUUCAUAUCCUUUCAAGCAUCAAUAUAUGGCUUUUUAAAUGCUUGUCGGCCACUUUUGGGGCUUGAUAGAAUGUACUUAAAGAGCAAGUAUCUUGGUACUUUACUUCUUGCUACUGGAUUUGAUGGUGAUGGGGCUCUCUUUCCUUUGGCAUUUGGUGUUGUUGAUGAGGAGAAUGAUGACAAUUGGAUGUGGUUUCUGUCUGAACUUCAUAACUUGCUUGAGAUUAACACUGAAAACAUGCCAAGGCUUACAAUUUUGUCUGACAGGCAGAAGGGAAUAGUAGACGGUGUGGAAGCAAAUUUUCCUACUGCUUUCCAUGGAUUUUGUAUGCGACACUUGAGUGACAGCUUUCGCAAGGAGUUCAAUAACACGAUGCUUGUUAAUCUUCUAUGGGAAGCAGCUCAAGUUCUUACUGUAAUUGAAUUUGAAGCAAAAGUUUUAGAGAUUGAAGAGAUAUCACAAGAUGCUGCAUAUUGGAUUCGGAGAAUUCCACCUCGUUUGUGGGCUACUGCAUAUUUUGAGGGGCAAAGGUUUGGUCAUUUGACCGCAAACAUAGUAGAAUCUUUAAAUACAUGGAUAUUAGAUGCAUCUGGACUUCCUAUAAUUCAAAUGAUGGAAUGCAUUAGAAGGCAGCUAAUGACUUGGUUUAAUGAGCGCCGAGAGACAAGUAUGCAGUGGACACCGAUACUUGUACCUUCUGCAGAGAGGCACGUUGCAGAGGCUCUUGAACGUGCACGGACAUAUCAGGUACUUCGUGCUAAUGAAGCUGAAUUUGAAGUUAUAUCUCAUGAGGGAACGAAUAUAGUUGAUAUUAGGAACCGUUGCUGUCUUUGUCGUGGCUGGCAGUUGUAUGGUUUGCCUUGUGCACAUGCUGUGGCUGCACUUCUCUCUUGCAGGCAGAAUGUGCAUAGAUUCACAGAAAGUUGUUUCACUGUUGCAACUUAUAGGAAGACAUACUCACAGACCAUACAUCCAAUUCCAGAUAAGUCUCUUUGGAAGGAGUUGUCUGAGGGGGAUGUCAAUGCUUCAAAAGCUGAUCAAGUUACUAUCAACCCUCCUAAAUCUCUCAGGCCACCUGGACGACCUCGAAAGAAACGGGUUCGUGCAGAAGACCGAGGGCGUGUAAAACGGGUCGUUCAUUGUAGUCGUUGCAAUCAAACAGGUCACUUUAGAACCACAUGUGCAGCUCCCAUCUAAGUCUCAAUGUUACCUCUUUAUCAUUAUUUAUUUAGGUUUCCUAGCUUAGACAGUUAACCAAAUCAUGUAUUUAUUUUCCUUAACAUUAAUGUGAAUUAAAUUGUU